Molecule: messenger RNA, 388 nt
Organism: Staurois parvus
Lineage: Eukaryota; Metazoa; Chordata; Amphibia; Anura; Ranidae
Source: the annotation of a GenBank genome assembly
UUGAUUGCAUACACCUGUGUCCAUGGAGGGGAUUGGAACACCUGAAUCACAUGAUAUGGAGGGGAUUGGAGCACCUGAAUCACAUGAUUGGUAGGGGAUCGGAACACCUGAACCACAUGAUUGGGAGGGGAUUGGAACACCUGAAUCACAUGAUUGAGAGGGGAUUGGAACACCUGAAUCCCAUGAUUGGGAGGGGAUUGGAACACCUGAAUCACAUGAUUGGGAGGGGAUUGGGACACCUGAAUCACAUGAUUGAGAGGGGAUUGGAACACCUGAAUCCCAUGAUUGGGAGGGGAUUGGAACACCUGAAUCACAUGAUUGGGAGGGGAUUGGGACACCUGAAUCACAUGAUUUGGAGGUGGGGGGGGCCAAUAUAGUGUAUAUAGUG